This is a messenger RNA of Dentiscutata heterogama, 2073 nucleotides long. NCBI's taxonomy places the organism in Eukaryota, Fungi, Glomeromycota, Glomeromycetes, Diversisporales, Gigasporaceae. The record is from the annotation of a GenBank genome assembly.
AUGUACAGAUUAUCCUCCAAAAAUACGAACGAAUUUGUAUCUGAAAUUAAAGAAGGGGAUUUGGAAGAGUUCAAUGAUGAAAACUUUCAAGACAUUCAAGGCCUAUCGGAUAUUUCAGACGAAUUAAGUGAUAACAAAGGUACUCAUUUGAAAACCGAUGAUAAAUAUUACAAUAUACUUAACAGAGAGAUCUUUAUAAAUAAAUUUAAAAAAACCAAAAAUUGGUGUUCACUGUUUUGUGAUUUGGACCACUUUCAAAAAAUCAAUAAACAAUAUAGUUGUGAGACUGGUGAUCACGUUUUAGAAGAAUUAUCUAAUUUAAUCAAAAAUAACCAUAUUUCUGAUAAAGAUGAGUUUGAUAAAUGUGGAGGAAAGUUUAUUAUUUUUCUCAUUGAUAUAAAUUUAGAUUUAGCCCAUGAAAUUGCUGAAGAAAUUCGAUCUUCUGUUGAAACUUAUCCAUUUAUUUUUAAUGAGGAAAACCUACCGUCAAUUACGCUUAGCAUUGGAGUUUCUGGAAUGAACUCCUCGGUAAAUAGUUGUAAAGACUUAUUAAAUCAUGCUGUAGAAGCUUGUAAAACGGCAAAAGAAUAUGGUCGCAAUCGAGUAGUGAUAUGGGAGAAUGAACAAAUUUCUAUCAAUAUAGAUGACAGUACGGUCCAAUUCCUCUAUGAAUCUGCCGAAAAAGGAAAUAAAUCAAAUACAACAUACUUUGGUGUUCCUCUUAAGAAUGAUAUAGAGAUGCAUAACAAGACCGAGACCGAACCUGAUAUUACUAUUAAUAAUGAUAAUUCAAAGGUCUGGAAUGAUAAAAACUCGGAUUUUGUGUCAAUUCGUGCAGAAAUUAUACAAGAAACAGCUGCCACUAAACGAUUAUUUUCAUUGCUCAUUAAACAAAAAGCUGAAAUUGAUAAAGUACUAGAUUCGCACCCAGUAUAUGCUCUGGGACCUGACUUUCAGCAAGGUUACUCUGUACCAUGUAUUGCCUGCUGGGUCGCGGAGCCUCUCAAAAUUGUACAAAUAGAACAACUCUCAGUUUUAUUUGAUAACGAAUUUGAAAUAAUUAAUUAUGUGGUGGAAAAACAAUGUGAAUCAUUAAAAGAUGAAAUAGACCUGAAUAGAAAUGAAAGAGGUGGUGAUGGAGAUGAAAACAAUAAAGGCAGUGACAUAGGCAACCCAUUUAUCCAAGUUAAGUCUGUAGCAAAUGUUAAAGUCGAUGACGAUUUUCAAAGUUUUACCAUAAAUAUUAAAAUCAAUGCAAAUAUUAGUAAUGAACCACGUUUAUCUAGAAAUUUUCUAGAAUUUGGAAUUGAUUUCUCCCUUUGUGAAGUGGGGCAGAUGCUUAAUGAAAUUUGUAAAUCACUUCCGGGCUUUGUAGGCUAUUAUCCUGAUUCAAUUUUAAUUGAGGUCUCUCCAAUUUGUUAUGAUGCAGGUGCAAUCAAUGUUAUUGAUGUAGCAAAAGAAUAUAGCCCACGAAAUCAUGAUCAAGAAAUAGAACUUGUGGCAAGUCGUGAGACAAGUUUAGGUGGUCAAAUAAGUUUCACAGCACCAAAUAAUAUGGGCAUUACAGCUAACUAUGCUGGUAUAAAUAGUCAUAGCACGAGAGCAACGACAAGUAAAUGGAGAAUGAAAAUGAAUGGCUGCCCAAGCAAAGGGGUAAAAUGGGCUUAUAAUUUCAACACUUAUGAUCUAAAAGAGAAUGAUGCUGAUAGAGAAUGGCCGAAUACACGCCCUCAUUUUGGUUAUUGGUAUACUACAGAUGAAAUGAAAGGGUUUAAAAUCAUCAUUGUGCAGAUUUUAUGUUGCAGGUUCAAAAACAGGCUUUUUCGCCCUAAAUUAAAAAUCAUAAAAUGCCCUAAAAUUGGUCAUAAACUUGAAGUUUCUUUCAAUAAUUUAACAAACUUCAAUGAAGGUUUCGAAAAAUUAUCUGAAAAGAUACACAGAGAACAUGAAGACAUUAUUUUAAACCUUAAAGGCAAUAAUCUCGAUUUAAUAAGCAGCACUAAUAAUGAAUCUGUUUUUCAACAAGAAGAUUACAUGAGUCUUAACCGAGAAUUUUCUCGGGAAACAAAAUAG